GUUUGCCGGGAAACUGUGACGUUGGAAGCUGGAGGCUGGCCCUCCUCCCUCCCCUGCAGCCUCCCACCAGCACAGGACCUCAGCUUCAGGUCGCUCUGCCCAGGCCUGCAGUGAGGCCACCCAGAGGACACCAGGAUGACCCAGAACAUGCUGACCGUGAAUGGAGUCGACGUGGCCUCUUCGCCAUCCCGGCCCACCCACAUCAACAUCCACAUCCACCAGAACUCAGCGCUGGCACAGGUGUUGAGUGCAGCUGCGAGUGCCCUGAAGCAGUCUCUUUCUCACCCUCGGGACGCCAUCUGGUCCAAGACCAGGCUGAACUAUGGGCAGCUGGCUCUAGGGGUGACUGAGGUGCUGCUAGGGCUUAUGAGCUGUGCCCUUGGAGUGUGUCUCUACUUGGGGCCCUGGACUGAGCUGCGGGCCACUGGCUGCGCCUUCUGGGCAGGAUCUGUGGCCAUUGCAGCAGGAGCUGCCGCCAUUGUCCACGAGAAGUACCAGCGCAGACUUGCGGGCUGGGUGUCAGUUCUGCUCACCCUGGCUGGCACUGCUACAGCUGUCGCUGCUGUCGUCCUCUGUGUGAAUAGCUUGACCUGGCAAGCCGACGCCUUCCCCGAUAUGGACGUUGUGUGUGAUCGUCCAGACCCUGUUGUCUCAACUGUGGAGUAUGGAUGGCGGCGGAGAAGAACUUACUCCAGCUGGGAGGAGGAUGAGUGCAGGAAUUACAUGACUAUGCUAACGAAAUUGUUCAUAGGAUUCCGUGCCCUGCUCCUGACCAUCUGUGCCAUGAAUGUCAUCGUGUCCUUGGCUUCCCUGGGGAUGGGUCUUCGGAGCUUGUGUAGUCAGAGCUCUGCCCUCCUGGUUGAGGAAGGGUCACAGAAUAAGCUUUUAGGGGAGAACUCGGUGCCUCCCUCCCCCUGCAAGGAGAAGGGCCCAGCUGCCAUCAUCCUGUGAACAGUUGAAGACCCUUCCUGGGCCCUCGGUAUGUCCCAGUCUGGAGCAGCCCAGGACCUGCAGGAGGACGAGCGCUGACCCCAGCCGCACAUGGGCCUCUCCUGGCUGGCCCCACUUCUUUCCUUCGUGCCCUGCCAUCCCAGCCAGUGUUCCUACUUCAGGUUCUCAGUUCAGUCAGCAGACACUGCUGCGUUUUCCCAGUACCAGCUGAGCUGAAACACCAGGGGCAGGAACGCUGCAAGUACCAUGCAGUCUCCCUGUGUUUACACACCCCGUGCGCUGCCAGAACCCUUUCUUUGCAUUGAUACAUAUGGAAUUAAAUGAGAGCUGACUGAAUUGCCUUAA
Messenger RNA from Tupaia belangeri chinensis (Chinese tree shrew), 1296 nucleotides. It is a transcript of the gene TMEM176B, whose product is annotated as transmembrane protein 176B. NCBI's taxonomy places the organism in Eukaryota, Metazoa, Chordata, Mammalia, Scandentia, Tupaiidae. Gene Ontology annotation, cellular component: membrane. The transcript has 7 exons. The record is from RefSeq and is a predicted model, not a curated record. The coding region runs from base 136 to 951 and encodes 271 amino acids. Gene Ontology annotation, biological process: negative regulation of dendritic cell differentiation.